Belonocnema kinseyi is the source of this 481-nucleotide messenger RNA. RefSeq lists its product as uncharacterized. The coding region runs from base 137 to 466 and encodes 109 amino acids. The transcript is spliced from 2 exons. Lineage: Eukaryota; Metazoa; Arthropoda; Insecta; Hymenoptera; Cynipidae. The record is from RefSeq and is a predicted model, not a curated record.
CUUGUUUUUUUCGGGGAAUUUAAUUUUUGAGAAGAAAUUACUUUCGGCUUUUGUUUCAUUAAUAUUGACCUUUCUGUACGGUUUCUACAAGUCGCAUUUCAUAUGUAUGUACUACUGCAUACAUUGAAGUCGAGUCAUGUUCAUUGAACCUGUCCAUCAGUCAAGAGUCCGCCGGGCGCGACGUGCUGGCACGCAAUGCUACUCAAGCUGUGAUUGGCGCUCCUCACAAUGGUGGUUGUGUUCCACACUCGUAUCCGAGUUGCUCCCAGGAUUCCUUGCAAAGCCAAACCAUAGAAUGCAUAGCCAAGCUGCAACGAAAUUCCACGUAGACUGGCUGAGUUUUCAAGUAGUAGAAGUAUUUUCGAACCAUCUAAAGAUUAUAAAGUCUAAUUCUAAGACAGAGUUCUGUAGUAACUUGUUACAAUUAACUAAGUUACUGAAAAAUGACGUUAUUUGUAACUUGUAGUGUAACUUCAGUACU